Haemonchus placei is the source of this 420-nucleotide messenger RNA. NCBI's taxonomy places the organism in Eukaryota, Metazoa, Nematoda, Chromadorea, Rhabditida, Trichostrongylidae. The record is from the annotation of a GenBank genome assembly.
AUGCGCUCACGCUUACACCUCCCCCCUUUACACCAAGUCCGUCCCGGACUUGAAAGAUUGAAGAGCGGACUUACUGUGACGGGACUUUACCCGCUACAAAUACCAGUCGCUGGUUGAUGCUGGAACGAUGGCAUUGAGCGACGCUGCCCAGUCGAGGAUCCGCCGCCAGAACGGUACUGUCGUCAAAGAUUCGGCGUUGCCCAGAAUGAAUUGUCCGUGACGGCAUUGUGUGGUCGCUACGUUGACGCGUCUCCUUUUCACGUCCUUGGACGGAAUCCACGGUGGUCAGCUCGACGCCGAGUCGAUCGUGGCGUGAUUGAAGAUGGCGUGAUUGCUCCUUGUAGAAAGAUAUCACGCAGAUCUGAUUUGGCUGAAUGCCUUUCCCUAGCAACAAUUCGAUUAAUCGAACGCAGGCGUUAG